Molecule: messenger RNA, 1440 nt
Organism: Mycotypha africana
Lineage: Eukaryota; Fungi; Mucoromycota; Mucoromycetes; Mucorales; Mycotyphaceae
Product: pyridoxal phosphate-dependent transferase
Exons: 2
Coding region: 1-1440 (479 amino acids)
Biological process (GO): biosynthetic process
Molecular function (GO): L-alanine:2-oxoglutarate transaminase activity; pyridoxal phosphate binding
Source: RefSeq, a predicted model, not a curated record
AUGAACCCUUUGGUGAAAAAGAUGGAAUAUGCUGUAAGAGGUCGCUUAGCUAUACGUGCAGACGAAAUUCGCGAAGAACUUGAGCAUGGCAAUAGUAACAAAUACUCGUUCAAAAGAAUCGUGAAUUGUAAUAUUGGUAAUCCUCAACAAUUAAACCAGCCUCCCAUCACUUUCUUCCGUCAGGUUUCAUCCCUCUGUGACAACCCGGAUCUGUUAAAAAAGGAACAUCGUUCCCUUGUUUCACAAUUGUACCCCAAGGAUGCCAUUGAACGUGCCGAGGCCUUACUGAACGCCAUUGGCAGCGUAGGCGCCUAUUCUCAUUCUCAAGGCGUGCCUUAUAUUAGAAACACUGUCGCUCGAUUCAUCGAACAAAGAGAUGGUCAUCCCGCUAAUCCCAACGAUAUUUACUUGACACAAGGUGCUUCAGCUGGCGUCCAAACUAUCCUCAGCAUGAUUACAGAGAACUCAAAUACAGGCAUCAUGAUACCCAUUCCACAAUAUCCACUUUAUUCAGCUUCGUUAGCUUUGUAUGGGGCCACGCCUGUCACUUAUUAUCUGGAUGAAGCUACGGGUUGGAGUUUGGACGUACAACAAUUAACGGAAACAGUAGAUGCAGCUCGUCGUGAAGGAGUGGACGUGAGAGCUUUGGUCAUUAUCAACCCUGGAAAUCCCACCGGCCAGUGUUUAUCAAGCGAGAAUAUGAAAGACAUCCUCACAUUCUGUUUCGAGAAAAGAUUAGUCUUGCUGGCCGAUGAAGUGUAUCAAACCAAUAUCUACGAACCUGAGCAACGUCCCUUCAUCAGUUUCAAGAAGGCUUUGAUGGAAUAUCCUGACAAACAUGUUCGUGACAAUUUAGAAUUGGUUUCUUUCCAUUCUAUUUCAAAAGGUAUGGUGGGUGAAUGUGGUCGUCGCGGUGGCUACUUUGAGUGUGUCAAUAUUGACCAAGGGAUUAUGGAACAGCUUUAUAAGGUGGCUUCAGUGUCAUUGUGCCCAAAUGUACAUGGUCAGGUGCUUGUCGAUUUGAUGUGUAACCCACCAUGCCAAGGUGAUCCUUCUUAUGACUCGUAUACGAAAGAGGUACAGUCCAUUUAUGACUCACUACGACGAAGAUCCAAGAAACUUGAAAAGUGUUUCAAUUCUAUGGAAGGUGUUAGCUGUCAGCCUGCACAAGGUUCUAUGUACCUUUUCCCCACAAUCUCAUUGUCCAAUAAGGCCGUAGAGCAGGCCAAGAAACAAGGCAUUUGUCCAGACGAAUAUUAUUGUCGCGCUAUGCUUGAAGCUACCGGUGUUUGUGUCGUUGCUGGUUCCGGUUUUGGUCAAAAGGCAAAUACAUGGCAUUUCAGGUCGACCUUCUUGCCGGAAGAACAUUUAUUCGAUGAAUUUUGCUCAAGUCUCGAGAACUUUCAUCGUCAAUUCCUUGAACAGCAUUCAGAGUAUUAA